Messenger RNA from Mobula hypostoma (lesser devil ray), 1663 nucleotides. RefSeq names its product myelin-associated glycoprotein-like. NCBI's taxonomy places the organism in Eukaryota, Metazoa, Chordata, Chondrichthyes, Myliobatiformes, Myliobatidae. Bases 779 to 1663 code for a protein of 294 amino acids. The transcript is spliced from 11 exons. The record is from RefSeq and is a predicted model, not a curated record.
GAGGAUGCAAAGUAGAUGUGCAUCUGAACAUACUGCAUCCCUGCAUCAUACGGAAACUGCUCUGCAGCCGCUGAAAGGCGCUAGAAUAGACUUUGUUGUCAAUUCUCGAGUUGGGGAAGUCGGGGGAAGAAGUGACAUGGCAGUCAUUAACACCUACAAUCAAAUCUAUCCCAGAGUACCGGUUGAAAAUAUCCACUGAGUAGAAAGUGGCCACGGGGAAGCAUGGAAACCCAGGGAGUGGGAAAGUACGUGAACCUGGAAAGUGGAAGAGAAGCACAGAAUAUUACAGAUUAAUUCUUGUGUGAGCAAGAACCUAGAUUGGUUGCUGUUGGCUGAGUAGUGUCAUAAUAACUUCUUACACAAUGUCAGCAAGACCAAGGAGCAGAUUGUUGACUUCAGAAGAAGGAAACCAGAGAUUCAUGAGCCAGUCCUCAUUGGAUGAUCAGAAGUGGAGAAGAUCAGCAGCUUUAAAUCCCUCAGUAUUAUUGUUUUCGACCUGUUCUGGACUCAGCAGAUGUAUGGUGGAAAACGUUCUGACUGGCUGCAUCACAACCUGUUCUGGUGGAUCACAAGAAUCUGCAGAGGGCUGUAACCUGAGCCAGCUCCUCUCCACCAUGGCAUAAUCGUCCCCUCCACUGAGGACAUCUUCAAGAGAUUAACCCUCAAGAGGGAAGGCCGCAGUGUCGAGUGAGUGGACAGCUAACACACCACGACAUGUGAAGGCACAGAGUGGCUUGUGCCCGGAUUCUGUGCCAGUACUGUUAUCCAUCAUAUCUGCAUGAGAAGUCGAGGACUGGUAUCUGAUGCCCCACAGAAUCUCUCAAUCAUUUCUCCCAAUAACAUGAACAGUUCCCGGGUGAAUAUGAAGGAAGGGAUUCCUACAUCGAUCCUCUGCUCUGCCCAGAGUUUCCCAGUGUCUAAUCUAACAUGGAGACAUCACGGUGUCACACUGAUCUCAACAAGUUCCAGCAACGAACUGUGGCUGGAGUUUCCUCAGGUGACACCCCAGCAGGCUGGAGACUAUCAGUGCGUGGCAGAGAAUAAACACGGGACAGCGGAGAGGGCCAUCACCCUCAGUGUGGAGUCCAGAUCGAACCCACUCGGAGAGCUCACCUGGCACCUCCCCCUCACCAACCUCAGUGGGAACCAGACGCACGGUCGUUUCCAGACGAGGCAGGUGGAAGACGGGCAACUGGUGACUGGCUCGCUGACCUUGGAUGUGAGCGAGGGAGAGGACGUGACCGCCUUCUGUACAGUCCGAAACCAGCAUGGAGAGGUCAUGUUCAUGGUGUCCCUGUGGAUGAAAGGUGGGGUCUCUGCUGUUUGGAUCACAAUGUUACUCACAAUCAAUGUCAUUCUCAGUAUGCUACUGGCUGGAUUCUUCAUCUCCAAGUGCAUCCUGAAAUGGGAUGUACGGGCCAAGAAGAGGGCCUUGGAGAUCCUGGACACCACCAUCAGCUCCAGUGUAUGCUUGACCACACCUCAGGACACAGAGAGGAAGAGGACGAGCCAGAUCCCACCAAUAAUGCCCGUUGGAGAGGGGGAGGAGUGUGGCCCGGUAUACGCCAACCUGCGGGAACUGCCCGGCGAUGGAGGCCCUGUUCGCAGGGGGGAGACGGUCACAUACGCAAAGCUGCACUUCCAGUCAAUCGGCCCAGCCUGA